Camelus dromedarius (Arabian camel) is the source of this 1500-nucleotide messenger RNA. It is a transcript of the gene GDF5, whose product is annotated as growth differentiation factor 5. The record is from RefSeq and is a predicted model, not a curated record. The coding region runs from base 1 to 1500 and encodes 499 amino acids. Lineage: Eukaryota; Metazoa; Chordata; Mammalia; Artiodactyla; Camelidae. Gene Ontology annotation, cellular component: extracellular region. The transcript is spliced from 2 exons. Gene Ontology annotation, molecular function: cytokine activity; growth factor activity.
AUGAGACUCCCCAAACUCCUCACUUUCUUGCUUUGGCACCUGGCUUGGCUGGACCUGGAAUUCAUCUGCACUGUGUUGGGUGCCCCUGACUUGGGCCAGAGACCCCAGGGGGCCAGGCCAGGACUGGCCAAAGCAGAAGCCAAGGAGAGGCCCCCUCUGGCCCAGAACAUCUUCAGGCCGGGGGGCCACAGCUAUGGUGGGGGGGCCACCAAUGCCAGAGCAAAGGGGGGCCCCGGGCAGACAAGAGGCCUGACACAGCCCAAGAAGGAUGAACCCAAAAAGCUGCCUCCCAGAACGGGUGGCCCAGAACUCAAGUCAGGACACCCUCCUCAGACAAGGCAGGCUGCAACACGGACUGUGACCCCAAAAGGACAGCUUCCUGGGGGAAAGGCACCCCCAAAGGCAGGAUCUGUCCCCAGUUCUUUCCUGCUGAAGAAGGCCAGGGAGCCUGGGUCCCCUCGAGAGCCCAAGGAGCCGUUCCGCCCGCCCCCCAUCACUCCCCACGAGUACAUGCUCUCGCUGUACAGGACGCUGUCCGAUGCUGACAGAAAGGGAGGCAACAGCAGCGUGAAGUUGGAGGCUGGCCUGGCCAACACCAUCACCAGCUUUAUUGACAAAGGGCAAGAUGACCGAGGUCCUGCGGUCAGGAAGCAGAGGUACGUGUUUGACAUUAGCGCCCUGGAGAAGGAUGGGCUCCUAGGGGCCGAGCUGCGGAUCUUGCGGAAGAAGCCCUCAGACACGGCCAAGCCAGUGGCCCCCGGCAGUGGGCGGGCUGCCCAGCUGAAGCUGUCCAGCUGCCCCAGCGGCCGACAGCCGGCAGCCUUGCUGGAUGUGCGCUCCGUGCCAGGCCUGGAUGGAUCUGGCUGGGAGGUGUUCGACAUCUGGAAGCUCUUCCGAAACUUUAAGAACUCAGCCCAGCUGUGCCUGGAGCUGGAGGCCUGGGAACGGGGCCGUGCCGUGGACCUCCGUGGCCUGGGCUUUGACCGGGCUGCCCGGCAGGUCCAUGAGAAGGCCCUAUUCCUGGUGUUUGGCCGCACCAAGAAACGGGACCUGUUCUUUAAUGAGAUUAAGGCCCGCUCCGGCCAGGAUGAUAAGACCGUGUAUGAGUACCUGUUCAGCCAGCGGCGGAAACGGCGGGCCCCACUGGCCACGCGCCAGGGCAAGCGGCCCAGCAAGAACCCCAAGGCCCGCUGCAGUCGGAAGGCACUGCACGUCAACUUCAAGGACAUGGGCUGGGACGACUGGAUUAUCGCGCCCCUUGAGUACGAGGCCUUCCAUUGUGAGGGGCUAUGCGAGUUCCCCUUGCGCUCCCACCUGGAGCCCACGAACCAUGCGGUCAUCCAGACCCUGAUGAACUCCAUGGACCCUGAGUCCACGCCGCCCACCUGCUGUGUGCCCACCCGGCUGAGUCCCAUCAGCAUCCUCUUCAUCGAUUCCGCCAACAAUGUGGUCUAUAAACAGUAUGAGGACAUGGUCGUGGAGUCUUGUGGCUGCAGGUAG